GAACGCUCUCAACCAAUCCGCGAACUCAAGGUUGAAAAGAUGGCGUCUUCGUUUGGAUGGAGAUGUGUAGCAGUGUUGCUUUUUGGAGUAUUUAUCCUGUCUGUUCAUUGUUCAGACAGUAAACCUAAGAAGAAGAAGGAUAUUCGGGAUUACAAUGACGCGGAUAUGGCGAGGCUGCUGGAGCAGUGGGAGAAAGAUGAUGACAUUGAAGAGGGGGAUUUGCCAGAGCACAGACGACCCUCCCCGCCCAUCGACUUCUCCAAAGUGGACCCUUCCAAACCUGAAGACCUCCUGAAGAUGUCCAAGAAGGGAAAGACCGUGAUGGUGUUUGCAACGGUGUCCGGAAACCCCACAGAGAAGGAGACGGAAGAGGUCACCAGCCUGUGGCAGGGCAGCCUCUUCAACGCCAACUUUGAUAUUCAGAGGUUUGUGGUGGGUUCCAAUCGUGUCAUCUUCAUGCUACGUGAUGGCAGCUAUGCGUGGGAGAUUAAAGACUUCCUGAUCCUCCAGGAGCGGUGUGAGGACGUGACUGUGGAGGGCCAGGUGUUUCCUGGGAAAGCAGCCAAUAAGGCCAACAAGGUCAACAAGGACAAAGAACAAAAUGAGACCAAGAAGAAGAAGGACAAGAACGCAGCCAACCGAGUGAAUAAAACCAAACAGGAGCUAUGACGGCACUGAUAUCGACAAGGUUUGUGGAGCAGAAGGAAGGCGAGUUGAUGCCUUACACAGAGACUACACUCUGAGAAGAGCUAAUGAGCCCAGUUGGCUAGAGUGUUUCAGACACUAGUUUCGGACAUUUCUAUACAUGGUUAAAUCAAAUACCAUGCUCCUACAUCAUUAUUUGCAUUAUUUGCUUACAGAAGGUACUUGCUCUAAGAUGCUUCAGAAAGGACUUCAUUCAGUACAGUGUUACUUUUUUUGGUCCCUCAAUCUUCACUGAAAUAAUUGAAAUGAAAUGAUUAAUCAUUAAAAAUGAUUUGGCCUUAUCAAAUAAUCCUUUUUAUACCUCACCAUUAUAAAUCACUUGAAUUCAACACAUUGCAUUUUGAAUCAGAAUAAAAGAGAUUUGUAAUACA
Pangasianodon hypophthalmus (striped catfish) is the source of this 1076-nucleotide messenger RNA. RefSeq names its product mesoderm development LRP chaperone (gene mesd). Gene Ontology annotation, biological process: protein folding. NCBI's taxonomy places the organism in Eukaryota, Metazoa, Chordata, Actinopteri, Siluriformes, Pangasiidae. The coding region runs from base 40 to 669 and encodes 209 amino acids. The record is from RefSeq and is a predicted model, not a curated record. The transcript has 3 exons.